AUGAACAUCAAAGGUAUCAAAGUCGGCUUCAUCCGAGUGCUGCGCGUGAUGCGGCCGCUGCGAACGCUCCACUCGCUACCAGGUCUGAAAGUCCUGACCAACUCGUUGCUGGCCAGUUUACCGGCCCUGGCCAACGUGUUUGUGUUGCUCAUGUUUUGCAUGCUCGUGUUUGGCAUCCUCGGCAUGGAGAUCUAUCGCGGGUCGAAUCAUUUUCGGUGUCGGGUGACGCCGUUCCCCGUCGUGCUGCCGCCCAACGGCACGUUCAACUACCCGCCGAAUGCGUCGUACAUUUCGAUGGUGCAGAACGAUCCGAACCAGUUCAUGUGUCGGUUCCCGAACGGCACGCAGAUCUCUCAGCUGAUUGACGUGUGGGACGUACCCACAGACUGCUUUUGGCCCGUCGACACGUCAGAGGUCAUCCCAAUGGUGUGCAACCAAGAGGCCGAAGUCGGUCGGCAAUGCCAAGGGGGCGCUGUGUGCGGCUCCAACUUCGACGCGAGGGGCAAUCCCCGCUUCAACUACCUCCUCCAACCGCCGUGGGACGGCAACAUCAACGACGACGCCCUAUUUAAUUCCAACCUGAACUACGGCCUCCCGAGUUUCGACAACCUCGGCCGGACGUGGCUCAUUCUCCUCCAGACGAUCACGGCGUCCGGGUGGAUGGUGUUGACGCAAACGACGCAAAGCACGGGGAGCCCUGUGGUGGCUGGCAUCUACUUCACCUCGCUCAUGUACAUUGGGAUGUGUUUUCUGCUGCAACUCAACAUGGCCGUGUUGUUCACCGAGUUUGAGAAGGCAAAGGAGCAACAGGCCAAGAAAUUGCGCGAGGCCAUUGGGCGGCAAAGCUUGAUGCUGGCAAAGGUCCCCAAGACAAAGUCAGCCAGUCAGCGCCUGCUGCACGGCAAGCCCGCCGAAUUGGUCGCGCGGGUGAGCACGGUCGCGUUCCGCCGGGGCGACGUCAUUGUGCAAUCUGCGUUGGGGCGCCAGUUCUUGCACCUACGAGCAGCCAUGUUGAAAGUGGUCGUGUCCCCCGAGUUUGUCAAUUUGGGACUCCUCGUGACCAUCUCAAACAUUUUGGUGCUGUCAAUGGACUACCAUGGCAUCGAUUCUGGGACCAAAAACAAGUACGAGACGGCCAACUUUCUUUUCAUGCUGUACUUUGGCGUGGAGUCGGUCGUGAAGGUCAUCGGCCUCGGGUUUCGGCGAUUCUGGAUGGAUAAAUUCAACCGGUUCGACUUGCUCACGUUCUGCUUGGGGGUGGUGGAAGCAGCCAUCAGCCCGCCGGCCUUUAUCGAUGGAACGCCGGGCGGAAGCGGCAUCUUCACGGCGUUUCGCGCUGCACGCGCGUUCAAACUCGCUCGGAUGUGGAAGUCGCUAAACCAGCUUCUCACCGCGAUUUAUCUCUCGUUGAGCGAGAUCCUCAACUUUUUGCUGUUUCUGCUAUUGUUUCUGCUGAUUUUCAGCCUCCUCGGCAUGGAACUCUUUGCGACGCGGUACCAAUUCGACUCGAACAACUACUACAUGCCAUUCAACAACACGAACCCGCAGACGCGGCUCCACCGAUCCAACUUUGACUCGAUCGUGUGGGCAGCAUUCACGGUGUUUCAGAUUCUAUCGUACGAUAACUUUCCCGCCGUCAUGUACGACGGAUGGAUUUCCGUGGGUGCAUGGGCGCCGCUGUACAUUUCGCUUGUCAUUAUCCUCGGCGUGUUUGUCGUGAUGAACAUGUUUUCUGCGAUCUUGGUCCAAGCCGUCAUGAAAGGCAACAACACCGACGAUGACGACGACAACAAUGACUCGAUUGUGGCCGACGCCUCCCGCAAGCACACUGACGACACGACGAUGGCGAGCGCGAUGACGAGGCGAAUCGUCCAGCGCGUCAUGCAGCAGUUGGCGCGGUUGCAAUUCCCGCCCGCGACCGCCGAGACACGCCCCGUAUACUUUGGCCACAGUCUGUUUGUGUUUGCCGAAUCGAAUCCGCUGCGGCGGCUGUGUACCGCCAUUUUGACACGCCCCGAGUACACGUGGGUGAUGAGCGUCAUCAUCUUCUUCUCGUGUGUCGACACUGCGCUCGACUCGCCGCUGCUCGACCCGAGCUCGACCCUGGGCCAGCUCCUCGAAACCGCCAACUUGGUCUUUGCCGUCCUGUUCUCGGUCGAGAUGGCCAUCAGCGUAAUUGCCAAGGGCCUGAUCCUUGGUCCGGACGCCUACAUCAAGGACUGGUGGCGGGUUCUCGACGGGUUCAUUGUAGCCGUGUCGAUUCUCCCGUAUUGCUUUGGAAACCUGAAUCGAGAUGCCCUGACCGGCCUCCGGUCCCUGCGCGCGUUUCGAGCACUGCGACCGCUGCGCGUGAUCAACAACAUCCCGUCCCUGAAAGUCGUCGUGAAUACGCUCUUCCGGUGCAUCCCUGACGUGGGUCGCACCAUGCUAUUUUUCUUCUUCAUGCUGUUCCUGUUUGGCCUCAUGUCCCUGGCGCUGUUCAAAGGCGCAUUGUACACGUGCUCCGUGAGUCCGUACAACUACGGCCUCGGCACGGGCGAACUCGACGUCAUGACAUUUCCACGAGCCUGGGCAAACAUGACGGUGCCGCAGCAGAACGCAUUGCGGCCGGUGUGGAACGUCACGAACAUUUGCGGGCCGUUCGCGGACGACUACACGCCGACGUCGCGGGACCUGUGCUUGUGUUUUGCCGAUCAAAACGGCACAUCGUGGGACCCACUGGCGCCGCAGCAAUUUGACAACAUCUUUCACGCGAUCUCGGGGUUGUUUGAGCUGACGACGAUGGAAGGGUGGGUGUCCGUCGCCCUCGCGUGCAUCGACGCGGUCGGGGAAAACAUGCAGCCGAUCGCGAAUACAAACCCAGCGUUCAUGGUGUACUGGUGGCUGUUUAUCAUCAUCUGCGCGUUUUUCAUCACGGGUCUCUUUAUCGGUGUCUUGUGCGACAGUUUUGCACGGGAAACGUACGGGUCCCUUGUCACGGACGAACAAAUCCAGUGGAUCAAGCUCCAGAACAAGGUGCUGGCGUUGUCGCCGCAGCGCGUAUUCCCGUGCCCAUCGCACCCGGUGCGGAAGGCCGCGUUCCGCAUCUGCACGUACGCCUACUUUGAACACUUUAUCACGUUUGUGAUUCUUCUCAACACGACGUGCAUGGCCGUUCAAGUGUUUGGCCAGAGCGUCGAGACGGAAACGGCCCUCAGCACCCUCAACACGAUCUUUUCCGUCAUUUUUGUGUUUGAAGCGGCCGCGAAACUCACGUGCUACGCGACAGUAUACUUUGACGACGGAUGGAACCGAUUUGACUUUGUCAUUGUGCUCCUCACCGUCGUCAACUUGAUUUUGCAAGCGGUAAGUAUCAAUGUCGGGUCCGCGGCGUCUGUGAUUCGGGUCUUUCGCGUCGGCCGCGCACUACGUCUGAUCAAGAAGGCCAAGAUCAUGAAGAACCUGUUUGACACGCUCAUCGUGUCGCUGCCGGCCGUGAUCAACGUCGUGAGCUUGCUCAGCUUGCUCUACUACAUCUUUGCCGCCGUCGCCGUCCAGUUGUUUGCCAAAACGGCGUUCAAUGGCAGCAUGAUCAACGAGAACCAGAACUUUCAGAGCUUUUGGACGGCGUUUCAGACCUUGAUUGGGUUCUCGACGGGCGAAAACUGGGACAAUUUUACGUGGGAAGUGUACAAUCAAGUGCCGGCGACCAACCCGACGUGCGAGGACCGAUCGUACGACCCGACCAUGUGCGGCUUCAACGACACGUACAAUUGCCUUCCGCUCGACGGGUGCGGCAGUGCGUUCAUUCUGCCGUUCAUGUACUUUUUCUUCCUCGUGAUGGGGUACGUCGGCAUCAACUUGUUUUCGGGGAUCGUGGUCGACGCGAUCGGGGACGCGUCCAGCGUGUGCCCCGUCAAUGUCAACACACUCGCCGAGUUCUCGGACCGGUGGGCCAAGUUUGAUCCGUCUGGCACGGGGCUCAUCACGGCGGACGAGCUCACCGACUUUUUGUACACCGUGUACCCGCCGUUCGGGUUCAAGGGUGUGCCAGGAUUCACGCGUCGGCGGGUGGCUAUCGCGAUCGGUGACUUGGGCAUUCCGAUAUACGACAAGAUGUACGUGCACUUCAAGGAUGUGCCGCGGGCGUUGGUCCAGCGAGUGCUCGCCGAGGGCGACCGGGCCAAGCACGCAGAAAUCACACGGAUCAUGGAGCAGCUCGGGAUCAACAAACAAUUUGACGAGAUGUGGUUUCGAUCGCACGGGAAGAAGCACCAGGAAGCGCUGGUCCACCGCGAACAAGUCACGGCGCGCGAGUACUCGGCGACGCUCGUGAUCCAGCGAUUCUUUGAAAAGGUCAAACUGGAACGCCAGCGAAAACGGAAUCUAGCGCGCAUUCACACGCUCGAAAGCGAUGGCGCGACCGACCCGUCGUUGGAUGUUGGUCGCGCCGUUGUCGCGCGCGACAUGGAUGUCGAGUCCGUCGAGGCCAACGAACGGACCGACGAUCCGAAUUUGUUCGGGGGAGUCCCAACACGUCACGAGUUGUCCCCGAGUGUGCAAGGUACUCUUGGUCAGGACAAUGCCACCACCACGCACGAGUAAAACACGCCGUCCGUGGUCGUGCGCUCCGACCGUCAUGAUGCGUUUUUCAGUCGCGACUGCCUCCACGGUGGGCAACCAAAACGUGCACCGCUCUAGUUCAUGUGUAUAGGAACUUAUUUAACAGCAGACGCCACAGUGACAUGGGUUGCAGCCUCCGAGACAUUUGCUACGACUGUGCGGUCAC
Molecule: messenger RNA, 4768 nt
Organism: Aphanomyces invadans
Lineage: Eukaryota; Oomycota; Saprolegniomycetes; Saprolegniales; Verrucalvaceae
Exons: 9
Coding region: 1-4584 (1527 amino acids)
Biological process (GO): transmembrane transport; monoatomic ion transport
Cellular component (GO): plasma membrane; voltage-gated sodium channel complex
Molecular function (GO): voltage-gated sodium channel activity; calcium ion binding
Source: RefSeq, a predicted model, not a curated record